GCACUCGAGAGCCUUCGCCUGGGCACUCGCGUCCUCGCCUUCUACGAUCGCGAGGACAACUACUGGCAUGAACGAGUGCUGGUCGGACGUAUUACCCCGACCAGGUGGGUGGUGGUCACGCCACACUUCGACAUUUACGGGGAUGACUUCUCGGAAGCGCUGCGCCUCUGCUUGGUGGGCCCUCUCGGCGGACUGCCGACAAAGCUGCCUGGCCAGGUGCUCCGCAUGGAUUGGGAUCGGUUCAGGCGGAACGAAGAGCAGCUGCUGAGUGAGCGCAAGGAGCUGGCCUGCGAGAUCCGCCGAGAGGAGGGCCUGCCAGAGGAACCGCUCGCCCUUGCGCCGCUGCCGGCUCCUGAAGGGUAUGUUGCAGAGCGUGUGGAUCCAGGUGCUGGUCUUCGCUGGGUGGUCUUGGAGUUCAGAGCGGGCGACGAACCUGGAGACGAACUUCCGGCAGGGACCACGCCUGUUUGUACUUCUGGAUACGGAGUCAUUGUGGAGCUCGCGGUCGGCACGAAGUUGGCAGUUGGGAGCCACGGCGCCUUGGAGGGCACCGCUACACCCCGGUACCGGUUGUGGGGAGAAGUCUACGCCGACAGACUCCGAGAGCACGAGGCGGGGCUCUUCGCAAUUCUGGAACCUCAGCUUGGCUUGAUGAGCGCGAGAUAUUCUGGGGGCAGGAACGGGGGCAUGGAGGCGCCCUGGCCAGUCCCAAACUUCAGAGUUGGGUUGCUGCUCGCCUUCAAUCAGAGGCCGCUGUACUCAAGGAGCGUCGCAAAGGAUCAGCGGCUUCUCGAGGGCAUCGCCUCCCUCAACGAGCUGGGCUGGCAGGGGCGCUUCGCGCCCUCGCGCGCCCCGCUGACGGCGGCCCAGCGCGCUGCUGCGAGGCGGCUUGCCACGACCUACGGCGAGUGGUCGCCGCCCGCUAUCGGCGCUGGCAAGGUGGUUCUUCUCGAGAUCCUUCGCGCGGGUCUGCAGUCCAAGCUGGGGACUGGGCGCGGGCUGUUGCGAUCCCCAGUGGAGGCAGCAACGCUCGUUCGCGACGCAGGUGCCCCUCGUGCCAUGGACCCGAAGCUCGGGGGGCUCGGCUACGACUGCGGCUACGCGAUGGGCGAGUUGCUUUUUUCUGGCGUCAUCGAGGCGAGCUCCGAGCCG
Prorocentrum cordatum is the source of this 1152-nucleotide messenger RNA. The record is from the annotation of a GenBank genome assembly. NCBI's taxonomy places the organism in Eukaryota, Dinophyceae, Prorocentrales, Prorocentraceae.